GAAGGAAGCGGACACGCUGGUUUGUCUGUUAGCUUUUCAUCACACAACACACCGGCGGCUCCUGGUGGAGGGGUUUACGACUGAGACUCCAGUGUCUGCUGCUGCUGUGAACAAACGAAAAGUAGAAAGUCCAUAAACUGUUCCUGCCUCAAUGUCGUCCAGGAAGCGGAAAAGAGCCUCCAGGGACCUCCGCUGCGUCCUCUUCCCCGACGAUGUGCGCUCUGCGGCGGGCAGAAGGAGCAGCGAGCCUCCGGUCCUGUCCUCCGAGUCCUCCGCUCGAAGCUGGCAGCGGUGCGGGGACAGCUUCCUGGACACUCCGGUGAUGGAGGAACUUCAGACUUCAGGGAGAAAACUUUCUGCUGUGAGGAAACUGACUCAGUUCAAGGCUUCAGGGCAGAGCGGUCGCAGUGAGGAGCCGGUUGACAUCGCCUGGAGCUCCAGUGACAGUGAGCGGUCCGACAACGAGAGAUCCUCCGCUCCCCGUCGGGCCCCCAGGGCACCACCUACCUCCACAUCUCAGAGAGAUGAGCUCCCGGACAUCGAGUCAGGCAGCGACGACCCAUCAGACGAGCAUCGGGAGGACGCAGACGGAGACCAAGGACAGCAGAUUUCUGACUGCGACUCGGAGUCCUGUGGAGAACAGAAGCCUGCUCGGUCGCCUCAUACUGAAGACAAGAUCUCUCAGUGCGGGUCUGACUCGGAGGACGUCCUCAGCUCGCUGGCCUCCACCCGGCCGGACUCGGCGCCCUCUCAGGCCGGCCGUCGCUCGCUCAGCGACUGGGUGAGAUCUGCUCAGGCGAUGCUGCAGACGCCUCAAAAACAGAUGGACAGGCAGUCCAAGACCCCCGAGGACUCUGGGAGGAAACGGAGAAAGCUUCUGAGUGGAGGCCUGGCAGAGAGGCUGAAUUGCCUUCAGAGCAGACAGAGAUCAGCUGUCAGCUUCUGGAAGCACCAAUCAGAUUCUUCAGUUUCUGUGACCUCAUCAGGGGACCGGCCGGGCGUGCUGGUGCUGGAGGUGCUGGAGGUCCACCACGAGUGCAGCAUGCAUGUGGCCCGCUGCGAGCGCCGCGGCCCGCCGUCCCCCGGGGACGACCGCCGGCACGCCGGCACCGACGUGUUGGUGCUGUUCAACAGAGAGACAGCGGCCCAGCUGAUGCCUGCACCCAGAGAUGUGAUACACAUCCACCCGCCAUGGCAGAGUCUUUCUGUGGAGGGCUUCAGCUGCCCCGUCAUCCUCAACACACACUUCAGCCAGAAGGUCUCCUCCACCUCCGCCUCUCCGUCAGCCGAGCUCGCCGGUCGUCUGCCCGCUCCGAGCCGAGCGCCGUAUCACCUCGGUAAACUGUUCGGACGGCUGGAGGCGAACGGGGCGACAGAGGACAGAGGCCCCCAGCAGUCCCCGGACGCUGCCUGCGGCCUCCCUGCCGGGCUCGGCGGCCGACCCUGCGUCUCCCUGCUGGAGGCCAUCGAAGGCCUGGGGCAGGCCGGCUGCGUGGAGCAGGAAGUGGAGGUGGUGGUGCAGCGGGUUUACUCCGUCCCCGUGUCCAGCUGCUCUCCUGUGUCCGUCCUCAAGUCCAGAGCUGGGAGCCGGCCCUCAGCUCCUCCUCCUCCUCCUCCUCCUGCUGGUGAAGUUCAGACCAGGUUGUGUGUGCUGGUCCAGGAUAACUACGGUACAUUCAGUGUGGUGCAGCUCCACCUCCUGCCCUCCAGAGACCUUCUCCAUCACUACUGCCUCCUGUGGCAGGGGAGGAACUGCACGCUGAGGGGCAUCAAGGUGGUGCAGAGGCUCACCAGAGAGAGGAGCUGCUGGCUUUUCAGCCUCAUUGACAGCCUGUGGCCUCCGAAAGUACCUCUGAAACACCAUGGAAGCUCCCUGAGGGCCCCAACAGAGAGCGGCUCUGCUGUUCCUCCUCCCAGUUUCUGCUAUCUGCUGUCGGGUCAGAACAGCUCGGUUCGGCCUGCAGAGCCUCAGACGGCGUCACCGCUUUAUAUCCAACCUGAAGAGAGACACCUCAGAGACAUCCUGCAGACUGAGGCGAAGACCUGCCGCUGCAGCUUCGUCGCCACGGUUUUAUACAAGAGGAUCCAGGGUGGAGAUGGCGGCCGUCCUGACUUCUGGUUGGUGCUCACGGACCGCAGCCUGCAGGAGGAUCCGACCGAGCGCCCGAGCACCCUGCAGCGCCGCACACUGCCCCUGUGCAUUAAACCGUCCUGCGUGCUCACGCCCUCCGUCCUCACGGCGCUCCGAUCCCCCGCCGCCUGCCGCAUGGCGUUCAGAGACGCCCUGAGAGAACACGGUGUCUUACUGUGUGUGGAGCAGUCUGUGGUUCAGCUGUUCUCCACUGAGACCGAACCCUCCACCCUGCCCCGGCCUGAAGCCGAACCCUCCACCCUGCCCCGGCCUGUGAGAUUGGACCCCCUCCGUGCGGAGGCCUGGCCCUGCUCCCUGGUCCGCCUCUCAGGAGUGAUCGUGGGCGUUGACGAGGAUUCUGCGUUUUCGUGGCCGACCUGCUCUCACUGUGGAAGUGACAACUUGGAGAUUCCGCCUGAAACACCUCAGAGCUUCCUGUGCGUCUCCUGCCGGUCGGUGGUGGACGAACCCGACAUGAAGAUCCAGCUGGAGGUUUUUCUCACCUGCUCUUCAUUAAAAGAAGCCACUGUGAAGGUGAAGCUGCAGCAAACGACCAUCUGCUCCCUCCUGAACGUGACGACGUCCAACAGAUCUGAGCUUUCGGGCUUGGACGUGGAGAGCAUUCUGGGUAAAGAGGUGGGUCCGAUGGCCGCCUACGUCCGUGUGGUCACCCGCUCGCCCUCGCUGUGGAUCGGCCUGGACGAGGUUCCUCUGCAGAGCUGAUCCUAUCAGUCCUGUGAGUCUUCCAGGAUCUGACCCCGGGCCCACGGGCCCCGGUACGAGCUGGUUCCCCCAGUCCCCCCUCUGCAGGCCUCUCUGACAGCUGGAGGAGGAGGAGGAGGAGGAGGAGGAGGCGGGGCGGUUUGUGGUGAUACGUGAUCCUGCAGGCCGGCGGUUGACAGCAGGGGGGGUCGAGUUGAGACCUGCAGCCUGUCAGAGACCCACGUGGUCCACGAGCAGGACUGUAAACACGCCGUUCACGAGUUCUCCCUCUGGAUUCACACGAAGAGGAAGACUUGUUCACGUGUUUGAAAUGUGGAAGAUAAAAGGAAAUAUGCUGAUGGAGAAGAGAACGUUAAAAAAAAAUGUUUCAAAUGUUGAUGUUGAAGGCAAGAAACUGGAAUAAAGUAAA
This is a messenger RNA of Salarias fasciatus (jewelled blenny), 3263 nucleotides long. RefSeq names its product scaffold protein involved in DNA repair (gene spidr). Gene Ontology annotation, biological process: regulation of establishment of protein localization to chromosome; double-strand break repair via homologous recombination. The coding region runs from base 152 to 2854 and encodes 900 amino acids. The transcript is spliced from 20 exons. The record is from RefSeq and is a predicted model, not a curated record. Lineage: Eukaryota; Metazoa; Chordata; Actinopteri; Blenniiformes; Blenniidae. Gene Ontology annotation, cellular component: nucleoplasm; nuclear chromosome.